Messenger RNA from Cetraspora pellucida, 321 nucleotides. NCBI's taxonomy places the organism in Eukaryota, Fungi, Glomeromycota, Glomeromycetes, Diversisporales, Gigasporaceae. The record is from the annotation of a GenBank genome assembly.
AUGCAUCAAUCUGAUACUACACCACUCUCUUAUUGUAAAAUAGGUACAGAAUUUUUGGAUGAGUGUAGAGAUUUAUUAUUUAGUCAUGAUCAAGAUGCUAAAGAUUUUUAUUUACCUUUGACUAAUAGAUCUAGAGCAUGGGUUAAGGGUCUUCGUAUAAAUAAUGAUAUUUAUAAUAAUACUCCUACCCAAUUGAUAGGUAUGUCUCCUAAUGAAGCUGUAAAACAAGCAUUAAAAGGAAAAAAAAUAAUAGCUAGACCUUCAGUAAAGAAUAGAAGACCAAUUGGUUAUAAUGAACCUCUUUUGCCUAGCCAUACUAAA